GCUUGCAGUUCUAUCAAUGUUAGAUUCUGCUAUCCUUCCUUGUCAAAUAUUCGAGGAAGCAUGGAAUAAUAGCAAGAAGAUUAAAAGCGCUAGUUCUAAAGACUCAAAUGAGAUUGAUGAUUUAUCUCGAAAUCACGUUUUACGAUUACCCGGUUUUUUAGUAGCAGAGGGCGACGAAUGGGAUUCUUUUCGUCUUGUUGAAGCAACAUCUCAACUCGUAUCACUCUCCUUGAUUAUACAGCAUAAUGCAGAUGGUUUAGUGGGAUUAUCUAUGCACCCACUAGCACACGCUUGGGCCAAAGACCGACAAGACCCGAAACAGCAAGGUGUAGCUUGGGUAGCUGCUGGGUGUAUUCUCACACUUUCUCGGCAGAACUCUACAAUGUGGCAGACUCAAGAGAGACAGCUUUUACCUCAUAUACAAUCCUAUCUGGAUAUCAAGAUUGGAAGAGUGUUCUCGUUUGGAGAUGAAUCUAGUGUUGUCCCAAUUCUUCUCCAAUGUGGCUGGAUAUUGUCAAAUAUGCGACAGGACACAAGGCUUAAACAUCUUCUGAAAGAUAUAUUUAUUGGAAUUAGCAAGAACCCUAAAGAACCAUCGAAAGAGUCUCUCCCAUUAUAUGAUCUCCGGGCAAAGAGCUUGUUAAAUACAGGAAAGAAUAAGAAAGCGGUAACGUUGCUCGAACAAGUAGUCAAGAUUCGACAGACUACACUGGCCGAAGAUCACCCAGAUCGACUCGCAUCACAACACGUACUCGCAAGUGCGUAUCGAGCAAAUGGACAGAUCAAGGAGGCAUUUGCACUACUCGAACAAGUGAUCAAGAUUCGAGAGACUAUACAGGCCGAAGAUCACCCAAAUCGACUCGCAUCACAACACGCACUCGCAAUUGCGUAUCAAGCAAAUGGACAGAUCAAGGAGGCAUUUGCACUACUCGAGCAAGUGGUCAAGAUUCGAGAGAAUAUACAGGCCGAAGAUCACCCAGAUCGACUCGCAUCACAACACGUACUCGCAAGUGCAUAUCAAGCAAAUGGACAGAUCAAGGAGGCAGUUGCACUACUCGAACAAGUGAUCAAGAUCGAAGAGACUACACUAACCGAAGAUCACCCAGAUCGACUCGCAUCACAACACGUACUCGCAAGUGCGUAUCGAGCAAAUGGACAGAUCAAGGAGGCAGUUGCACUACUCGAGCAAGUGGUCAAGAUCGAAGAGACUACACUGGCCGAAGAUCACCCAAAUCGACUCGCAUCACAACACGAACUCGCAGGUGCGUAUCAAGCAGAUGGACAGGUCAAUGAGGCUAUCGUGCUGUUUAAGCAAGUGGUUAGGAUAAAAAGAGUCAAGUUUCAGAUGGAGCAUCCUAGCCGUAUAGUAUCAGAGAAGUGACUUUCCUACCUUUUAAAACAAACUUGAUCCCAAAACCAUCGUUAUAAAUAUGAUUGCUUGCAAAUCAGCUUUCUCUUCAUGUACAAUUAGGGUAGAAGUCAAUAUAGGAGAUAACUAGGAUAGA
This is a messenger RNA of Botrytis cinerea B05.10, 1505 nucleotides long. RefSeq lists its product as hypothetical. Gene Ontology annotation, molecular function: protein binding. The coding region runs from base 17 to 1381 and encodes 454 amino acids. Lineage: Eukaryota; Fungi; Ascomycota; Leotiomycetes; Helotiales; Sclerotiniaceae. The transcript has a single exon. The record is from RefSeq and is a predicted model, not a curated record.